Scaptodrosophila lebanonensis is the source of this 748-nucleotide messenger RNA. RefSeq names its product NF-kappa-B inhibitor-interacting Ras-like protein (gene kappaB-Ras). The transcript is spliced from 2 exons. The coding region runs from base 30 to 650 and encodes 206 amino acids. NCBI's taxonomy places the organism in Eukaryota, Metazoa, Arthropoda, Insecta, Diptera, Drosophilidae. The record is from RefSeq and is a predicted model, not a curated record. Gene Ontology annotation, biological process: canonical NF-kappaB signal transduction. Gene Ontology annotation, molecular function: GTPase activity; GTP binding.
AUUUUUAUUAUUGUGUCAAUCUAGUGAAGAUGCUUACUGCUAAGAUUGGUAAAGUUGUUAAAAUCCUAGUCUGUGGCAUGAAGGGUGUAGGAAAGACUGCCCUCAUUGAGCAGUUGGUGUACGGAAACAUUAACGCCGAAACUGAACUGCACGCCACAAUUGAAGAUAUUUACUCAAGUAGUGUUGACACUGGCCGCGGAGGCUGCAGGGAAACGAUCCGCAUAUAUGACAUUGCCGGGUUACAGGGUGAACAAGCUCUCCCUCGACAUUAUUUAAAUUUUCCUGAUGCAUUUGUUAUGGUUUACGAUCCCAUCGAUCCUCGAAGCUUAGAUAUGUUAGCAGACAUAAAAAUGGACAUUGACAAACACAAGGAAAAGAAGGAAGUACCUGUAAUUGUACUCGCGAAUGUCCACGCGCGUUGUAAAUUUAAUAGUAAUACUCCUGGACUAAAUCCUGUGGAAAUAAUAUUAGAUCGUGCUAAUAUAUGGUGUCAACGGGAACGAAUUAAACAUUAUACUGUAAAUGCAAUGGAGCGUCCUUCUUUAUAUGAACCGUUCCUUGUGUUGUGUGCGCGACUUCAUCCGCCACAGACAAAGAGUACAUUUCCUCAACUCCGAGUCAUGCAAAGUCGGCAAAAAAGUGAAGCAUAAGAUUAUAAGCACCUAUGAGAUAUUAAUGUUAUUUUCUCUAAGUACUGGUUAAAAAUGUAAUUAUUUUAUUGUUCUGAUUAUAUUGAACUAUAACCUAA